GAAAGGCGGGAGCAGCCAGGCGCAGCAGCCUGCCUGCCAGCAGACAAGCGGAAACGCCUCCGGUUUUCAAAACAAAGAGGAGAAGCGGGAGGCGUGUGCGGCGCGCAGGGUUGAGACCUCCUUGGGUUGGUCCCUCAGGCUCGGGCGCUUCAGCAUCGCUAGGUGACAAUGGAGGGCAGCAUGGGGGGCGGCCGGCGCUCGGGGUCCGACGGCCUCCAGGUGCCUGCGAAGAUCACGCCAGCCAUGGAGGAGUUGCAGAGCCGCUUGCAGGAGACUCUGGACGUGCUGUCCCCGCAAGAGCUGCGCAGCUUCCGCGUCAUCCUCAAGACAGUGGACGAGGAGCCGCGCGUGAGCCCGCUGCAGCUGGAGCUGGAGGGCGGCAGCGCGUCGGGGCUGGCUCGCCUCCUCGCCAAGCACUACUACCUGAGGGCCGCGCCGCGCGUCCUCGCCAAGGUGCUGGAGCAGCUACGCCGCGCCGACCUGCUGGCCAGCUGGCAGAACGCCGCCGCUGCGGCCGCUGAGGACGACGGCCCGGUGAUUCCAAGCAAGAUUCUAAAGAGAAGCUAUGACUGUGUGGAAGGUGAAAUGGACCGUUAUGACCUGAGUGGCAGACGGAAGGCUUUCCUCAUGUGUGUGAAGAGGAACAGGCCCGGGGCUCACCGGGACAUCGUGCUGAUGAAGGAAUGGCUUGGUCAGUGCCAGUUCGAACAUACAUCCUGCAUCGAUCCUGACAAAAUGGAGUUACUUGGAAAAAUAACAUCAUUUCGUGAUGGACUGAAUGAAAUUAAAGACGAAAUUGGCUGUUGUCUUGUUACUCUCAUGUCCCAUGGAGAAAAAGGCUUUAUUAAAAUGAAAGAUGAUGAAAGAGUCAGCCUGGAAGACAUUUUUGAAAUGUUUAACAAUAAAAAUUGUCCAGCACUUCAAGAGAAACCGAAAAUCUUUAUAAUCCAGGCCUGCAGAGGAGAGAGAAGAGAUAAUGGUGUCGAAACGGAUGAUGAACCCAUGGACUUUGAUGACAUAUCAGAGAAGAGGAGGCUGCCUACAUUCAGUGAUUAUUUCAUCAUCUAUCCCACCCAGGCAGACCAUGUCGCUUUACGGCACCCCCGCACUGGCUCUGUGAUGAUCGAAGCAAUGACUGAAGUCUUUAAACAGCAUGGAAAUAAGUGGCACAUUGCUGACUUUUUCACCAAAGUGAAUAACAGAGUGGUGCACACUGAAUUUCAUCUACGUGAGGAACCAAUAAAAGUAUCACUUGUAAUGGAAUCAACUUUAACUAAAUCUGUGUACUUUUGACAUCAGGAAGAUUUAAACAAUGACUGCUUAAUAAUAGACUUUGUAAAGAGCUGUGAGUGUUUGUAGUAUAGUAGUAAUGGUUAUCAUUUUGCAUUAUUUCUGUGACUAGUUGUAUUUCUCCAUUUUGUUUUAUAUAUAUGUUACUUUUGUAAGAUUUAACUAUGCUUGUUUGAUACUUGUAAAUAAUUUGACUUUUUUUUUUAAAGGAUCACUGUUUUCUGAAAAAUUUUUUUCCUGAACUGUUAUCCAAACAUGGAAAUCCAGGUCUAUUUAUGUACUGUUUAUAUCAUGUGCUUCUCUUGCUGAUUACACCCACCCUCCCUCCUCUCAAUUUGGUGCUGGUGGUAAGCCUCAUUGUCUUGGCUUAGUGGUCAAGAACUGCUUUAUGUGGUCUUGUUCUCUGCUUCACUUUAUUUCUCCCAUAUUGUUUUCUGCAGCCAGACUGAUCUCCUUUUUGACUCCGUAAACCAUUCUCAAGUCUUACCUGGGUGUCUUUGCCUGCACUUUGUGCCCUUGAUGCCUCUCAUGCACUCCCCAGUUUCCUCCCUGCUGCCUCAUACAUUUGAACUGCUGUUUUCUCUGCCUGGAACACUCUGUUCCACCCCAUGUAGGUGAGUCCUUUCCAUCCUUCAGAGUUUGGUUCAAACAUCAUUUGCAC
This is a messenger RNA of Ceratotherium simum simum (southern white rhinoceros), 1951 nucleotides long. Its product is annotated as caspase-14-like. Gene Ontology annotation, biological process: positive regulation of neuron apoptotic process; proteolysis. The record is from RefSeq and is a predicted model, not a curated record. Gene Ontology annotation, cellular component: cytoplasm; cytosol. Gene Ontology annotation, molecular function: cysteine-type endopeptidase activity. Lineage: Eukaryota; Metazoa; Chordata; Mammalia; Perissodactyla; Rhinocerotidae.